AUGAGAGCCGAAGAGAAGAAAAAAAGACAAAUAAGACGCAAUGUUCGAAGAUUUUGGGUUAGACCAAUUUUUAAUGCUGAAAGACGAUUCGCACAAGGGGCUAGCAACAAUCUGGUGCAAGAAAUGGUUUUCGAAGACAGAGAAAAAUUUUUCAAUUUUUUUCGACUGACACCAGAAAUGUGCGAAAAAUUGUUGCAGAUUGUUUCACCACAUAUAGAGAAACAAUUUGUUAUUCGGGAGCUUAUUUCUGCUCGCACUCGCCUUCAAAUCUGCUUGCGAUAUUUAACUUCAGGGGAUAGCAUGGUAUCCGUAUCAUACGCAUUUCGUGUAGGACACAAUACAGUGUCAAAAAUAGUGUCAGAGACAUGCGAAGUAAUAUGGGAUACACUAAAAGAUAUGGUAUUUGUAAAACCAACAGAAGACAAAUGGAAUUUUCCCAAUUGCAUUGGCGCAAUUGAUGAAAAACACAUAGUAUUGCAGGCACCUCCGAAUAGUGGUUCGAUGUAUUAUAAUUACAAAGGUACUCACAGUUUGGUGUUAAUGGCUGUUGCUGAUGCUAAUUAUCGGAUCUCAUUACUGGACAUUGGUGCGCCAGGAAGGCGUAAUGACGGUGGAGUAUUUAAUGCUAGCGAGAUCGGCAAGCGAUUACAAAACGGUAUGCUGUCAAUUCCUUCGCCGAGACCUGUGGAACAUGGUGGCCAGGCUUUACCAUUUGUUCUAAUCGGUGAUGAAGCAUUUCCGUUAACGCGAUACAUGCUGAGGCCAUAUCCUAGAAGUGGUAGGCUUAAUAGACGUAAAAACGUAUUCAACUAUCGUUUAAGUCGAGCUCGCAGAAUUGUGGAAAGUGUAUUUGGGAUACUUUCUGCGAGAAUGCGAAUAUUUCGCAAACCGAUCAUUGCCAGCGUACGUACUGCCACUAGAAUAAUCAAAGCAGCUACGUGUCUACAUAAUUUCAUAAUAUCAGAAGAACUUAAGCUACCGCACACACAAAGAAGGUAUGCGACAUUAAAUGUACAUGAACGGGAAUUGCGUGGCACGGGUCUGGAAGAUGCAGGGACGUUCGACAGAAGUAGACCGACGGAGAGUAGUGCUCAAAUAAGAGAUGAUUUUGCAACAUUUUUUGAAACUACUGGUGCGGUUCCAUGGCAAUGGGAGAAGGUUUUGCAGAAUAAUUUUUAAAAAACCAAGAAGUACAAAAUAAAUGUUUUUUUAUUCA
Molecule: messenger RNA, 1216 nt
Organism: Temnothorax curvispinosus
Lineage: Eukaryota; Metazoa; Arthropoda; Insecta; Hymenoptera; Formicidae
Product: protein ANTAGONIST OF LIKE HETEROCHROMATIN PROTEIN 1-like
Exons: 2
Coding region: 1-1179 (392 amino acids)
Source: RefSeq, a predicted model, not a curated record